Molecule: messenger RNA, 4936 nt
Organism: Parus major (Great Tit)
Lineage: Eukaryota; Metazoa; Chordata; Aves; Passeriformes; Paridae
Product: tRNA N(3)-methylcytidine methyltransferase METTL2-like
Exons: 9
Coding region: 36-1154 (372 amino acids)
Molecular function (GO): tRNA (cytidine-N3)-methyltransferase activity
Source: RefSeq, a predicted model, not a curated record
GCGCCGCUUCCUUUUCCGGCGUGGCCCGGCCCGUCAUGGCGGCGCCCUGCGAGGCGCGGGAGCGGCGGCCUUUCGGGAGGCGGCUCCUCACCGACCCCGCCCGGCUUUUCCAGCACAACGCCUGGGAUAAUGUGGAGUGGUCAGAAGAGCAGGAAGCCAGUGCCAGGAGUAAAGUUCAAGAGAACAGCUCACAGCUAUUGCCGCAAGAUAAACAAGAGGAAUACGAGGUGAAUGCUAAGAAAUACUGGGAUGACUUCUAUAAAAUCCAUGAAAAUGGCUUCUUCAAGGACAGGCACUGGCUGUUCACUGAGUUUCCUGAGCUGGCACCUAACAGGAGCUCAAGCCAAAAUGGAGAUUCUGGGAGUGGAUUUAGUAACACAGGAGAAUCCAACAAUGCAGGGCUGGGAAGCUGUGAAAAUGGCCAUUGCUCAUUGGAAACCAGGGCAGAGAGUCAGUUAAACCUGAUAAAAAGCCCGCCUGGGGGCCACACGGAAGAGUUGGCUGCACAGAAAGACAGUGAGCUGAGUCAGAGUGGUGGGGAUUACCCAGGAUUAGCUGCAUCUUACCGUAUAUUAGAGGUUGGCUGUGGGGCUGGGAAUACAGUCUUCCCAAUUUUACAAACCAACAAUGACCCAGGCCUGUUUGUUUAUUGCUGUGAUUUUUCUGCAACAGCUGUGCAUCUUGUCCAGAACAAUGCAGAAUAUGAUGCUUCUCGCUGCUUUGCAUUUGUCCAUGACCUGUGCAAUGACCAAAGUCCCUUCCCAAUGCCAGAAGAGAGUCUUGACAUUGUUAUUCUUAUCUUUGUCCUCUCAGCAAUUCUCCCAGAGAAGAUGCAGUGCAUUGUGACCAGACUGAGUCGUCUUCUGAAACCAGGGGGAAUGAUCUUGUUACGAGAUUAUGGUCGUUAUGAUCUCGCCCAGCUUCGAUUUAAGAAAGGUCAAUGUCUGUCUGAUAACUUCUAUGUGAGAGGUGAUGGCACUAGAGUCUACUUCUUCACACAAGAUGAAUUAGAUCAUCUGUUCACCACAGCUGGACUGGAGAAAAUCCAGAAUCUGGUUGAUCGGCGAUUGCAAGUGAACCGUGGGAAACAGAUGACGAUGUAUCGGGUGUGGAUCCAGUGCAAGUACUGCAAACCCACUACCCUUCAGCCAUGAGGCAUGUGGACUUCGGGCUGGAGCCUCUUCAUCUCCUCCUGGUGACAUUUGUGUGAUGCAUUUCUGCACAACCAGGACCUCAGUGCCUUGUACCAUGCCUGGCAUCACUUCAAGUGAGUUUUGCUAAGGAUGAAUGCCCUGAGAGUAGAGCAAGCUGUAUUUUAGAUAUCAUAGAAUCACAGAAUAUACUGAGUUGGGAAGGACCCAUGAAGAUCAAGUCCAACUCCUGGCCCUGCACAGGACACAAUCCCACCCCGUGCCUGAAAGCAUUGUCUAAACACUCCUUGAAUUCUGCAAGUCUUGGGGCCGUGACCAUUCCGCAAAGAGCCUGUUCAGUCCCCAACCACCCUUUGUGGGAAGAGCCUUUUCCUGAUUUCCAGCCUAGCCAUCCCUGGACACAGCUCCAGACAUUUCCUCAAGUCCUAUCCCUGGUCAGGAGGGUGAAGAGAUUGGUUCCUGCCCCUCUGCUGUCCCUCAGGAGGAUGUUGAAGAUCCCAGUGAGGUCUGACCUCAGUCUCCUCCAGCUGAACAGACCAAGUGCCCUCAGCCACUGCUCAUAUGGCUUCCUCUCAAGGCUCUUCACAAUUCUCAUAGCCCUUCUCUAGUGGCUUUAAUGUGUUUUUUUAUAUUGUGAUGCCCAAAACUGCCCCUAGCACUUGAGGUGAGGUUGUCCCAAAACAGAGCAGGACAAUCCCCUGCCUGACCAGGAAUGCUUUACCUAAUGCCCUCAGAACACAGAUGUCCCUCCUGGUUGCCAGAGCACUACUGACUCAUGUUCAACUUGCCAUGGACCAGGACUCCUGAGCCCCUUCCUGCAGCUGCUCUCCAGCCUUAUUCCCCAGUCCAUCCACACAUCCAGGGUUGCCCCUUCCCACAUGCAGAAUCCAGCACUUUUCCUUGUUGAACUUCCCAUGGUUGGUGAUUGCCCACUUCUCUAAUUAGUCAAGGUCUCUCUGAAGGCCCUAUCUGCCCCUGAGAGACUUGACAGCUCCUCCCAGUUUAGUGCAGACAGCAAACUUAGUAUUCCUUCAAGUCCUGCAUCCAGGUCAUUAAUGUGGAUGUUGAAGAGCACAGUCUUGAAGGGAGCCCUGCAAAUGUCAUGCUACUGGUCUGAGUUUUAAAAAAAAAAAAUUGUGGUUUUAACAUAAGAGAUGGUCAUGGUGUCUUACAGCAGCUGAGCAAGUUGAGUAGCAACUUGCUCAUACUCUGGAUUUCCACAUGAAACAGGAGAGCUCUGACCUCUGUCUUGUAUGCUCGUCUCUUGUCUGAACAAACACACAAAGGAUAAAUCUGCUCUUCUCUGCAGCUGCUCACUCACGUGAAUCCCUUGGCCAGCUUAUCUCGUGCAGCUAUUUCCUAGCCAUUCAGGUGUGUGCCAGUCCAUGAGUUAAAAUACAUUGAUCUAAGGGCAGGAACUGAGACUGAGUCUCUCUGUACCAGCUUUCCCUGGAUGCCUCAAGGUGUGGAGAUAACCUGUGGAGAAAGCAAAGGAUGCUGCUCUGCCCUCACUGUCCACAGGGAUGUCCACCCAGGGAGCCAGCACACAAUAGCUCAGGUGCUAUAAAUUCCUCUCAGGCAUAGUUCAGGUUUUCAAACAUUUAGUGCUGAUGCAAGUUUUGGGGCACCUUCAGAGUGCAGCAGAUCAGAAGUAGAUAACAGGACCAGGCUUUAUAAAUAAUUGCCUGCUUUUUCUACUGGCUGCAGGUCCUGGGUAACAAACUGCCCUGUCAUGGUGAUGUGCUUAACCCAAGCAGAUGAAUACUUCCUUUGAUCUGAAAUCUGCAGGAUGUUUAAUUUUUGCACUCUGAUUUAAUUUCUUAGAGGAAGCAAACACUGGGUUUCAGAAGGUAUAUCUGUGUCUUUGACAGCAAAUACCUUUUAUCUCAGCUUGUUUUCUUCUGUUACUUUUAGGGUGUGGUAUGACAAGUAUUAGAAUAAGUUUCAUGCUUUUCAGUGGGGGUUUGUUUCAUAUAAAUCAGGCUUGCAAAAGCCUCAUGUGCUUGUGUGAGCUUGGGCCACCAUUAGGGAACUACUAUUUUAUUCUCCUGUUUCAAGUCUCACUACUGCCUGCCCUUUAGUUGAGGAAGAAAAAGCCUUGUCUGGUAUUUCUUGCAUUAUUUUAGUUUAUGAAGCAUCAAGAUGUGUUGUGUGUGUCAUGCUGGCUGAAGUGCAAUUCCCCUGUAUUUUGUUAGCCAGACACUCACUGGAGUUUGACAUUGUCACCUCUAGAGCCACAUAGGUUAUGAAAUAACUGCUGUCUUGAACUAGAGGAGUGAGGGUGUGCUAGUUUGAAAGCAAACCAAUGGGAGAUCCCAGGUCAGAUUUACAAUUUAGCAGGAAAAUUAAAGGCAGAAAACACUGGCUUAAUCUGACACCCUGCUGGUCAGGGUGGUGGUAGCAGUUCGUUUAAACUGCAGUCCUCUUGAAGUGAUAGAUGUGGUUCUGUUGAAGCAGUGAUCCUAUAGAAGGGUCUUGUCUUCCUCUGAAGGUUCCGUGGUGGUUAUGAAGCUCUUGUCCUCUGGCAGUCCAGUAGGUAAGGGCUGACUGUGGCGUUCCAAACUUCAGAUUAUAUCCAGGCAGGAAUGCUUGGUUCCUCCCCCUGGGCGGAGCAUUUCACAAUGGGAUGAUGUCAUUUUAUGAGUCAUGCAGUCAGGCCUUGAUGGCUCACUAGCAGAGAGAUAUCCCCUAGAGGGAGUUAUUAGGAAUGUCAUGGAAGAUAGAAAGAACACUGUCCCACCUGGUUUUAACUGCUUAUAAAGAUGGUGAUAGAAUAAAUGCUUUUGGUUGCAUCCUACACUGUAACCCAAGACAAGGGGUAAAAAGCUGAGGAAAUAUCACUGCUGGUUUUGGAAAGCCUGCAGGAGCCUUGGAGAGAUGGACCAGGAACACCCUGAUUUGGGAAACCUUGGAAGGGACUGGGCAGUACUUCCUACUGGGCAUGAUGAAUUCCUAACUUCUGUGUCACUGUGUCAUCCUGCAGGUAUUGCUUUGUCUGCUACCUGAAGGCUUCUGGGUCAGGGCAUUUCAGCCCUCUUUGGGAAAGGUAACCCAGGGAAUCCAUUCAGUCUGCACAGGCUGCAGUGCAGGGGCAGUGGAAAUGUGCCACUGCUUUUUUGUAUAUCUCUUUCUUUUAAAUAAUGUUGAAUCAAAUCAAAUUAUUUUGGGGGGGGCAGAACGGGAAUCAAAUAACUGGAAAGAGAAUUCUUGUUGUUUGUAGUGUAUUUUCUAAAGGGCCAAGAACCUUUCCAGCAUCUAAAAAUGUAACAGGAGGAGGUAAAACUUGUCUCUUCUGAGGAACAUUUGGCUUCUGCUGAGCACAAGUCCGACCCACCCCAGAAGUUCUGCAGUUGCUGCUGUGUUUUCAUACUAAACCUACAAAAUCUGUUUUCCUGGCAGGGCUGAGGAAGCUCUAGGUAAACCACAGCUGAAGUCCUCUGGUAGCAGGUGAGCAAGCUGAAGUCUUCCCAGCCUCUCCAGGAAUCAGGCAAAAAGCCCUGUGAGCACUGGACUGCACAUGACUCAUGUAACCACCUCAGUGACAGACCUCCUGUGUGUUACUGGGGCCUCAGGCAGGUCCCUGGGGUCCAUUCCCUCUUAGUUCUUGAAGGAAAACCUCCUCCCAGGAUAGGUUCAUCUCCCUGCAAGAAAUAUUAUUGGGGUACACAAUCAGCAUAAUCAGUGUAAAUUACAGUAAUUUGAAAAAUGCCUUUUUAAUUAUCCAAAGUCUUGUAAGCAGUGCAGGAAAAUAUGUUUUUAAUUAUAAACAUGAUUUGUGUAAAGUU